Messenger RNA from Larimichthys crocea (large yellow croaker), 3252 nucleotides. It is a transcript of the gene cd8a, whose product is annotated as CD8a molecule. The transcript is spliced from 6 exons. The coding region runs from base 1165 to 1848 and encodes 227 amino acids. The record is from RefSeq and is a predicted model, not a curated record. NCBI's taxonomy places the organism in Eukaryota, Metazoa, Chordata, Actinopteri, Sciaenidae.
AUCAGUUGCAAAAGCAUAGUGUGAAUGAGUGUUCUGGGUGUAAAUAAAUGAAAUAGCACAGAACAAGUGCCCAGACAGAAGAGUAAAUAGUGUUAAAAAAAAGAGAAAAGAACGGUUCAAAACCACUAAAAGCUGCUCAGGUGUAGACAGGUGUAUGACAUCAGUGCGCAUUGUUUUGGACAUAUUGCAUUGUUAACCUUUACUGUUAUUGCUUUUGUGUAAUAUUGCUUGUACUUUUUUUAAAUUUUAGAAUUAUAGGUGCUCAGAUUCAUAUCAGGGAUGGUGAACUUGUGGUAUGAGUCUCAUUAGACCUCUUGACCAUGACGUGACACCCCUAGACUUGACUUUUAACUCUGUUCAGAUCCAUUCAGUUUGCAGCUAAAAUAAGUAAUUUCACUUAGAAGGUGAAAUAAUAUUUUUGGAAUUCCAAAGGACAUUAGGGCUGCAACUAAUAGUUAUUUCUGCUGAGCACUGUUUCCCAAAGGUCAUAGCAACAUCCCUAAAGUGUCAACUUAUCGAUUAAUCUAAUUAAUGACUAAUCGUUGCAGCCCUUAAGGACUUUAUCAAUCUUUUCUUCGGCUGCUUUUAUUGUGCAAGAAAACACAGGUCGAAGAUCAAAAGUUAAGUCAACUACAGAGCAAUUGGCCAGCUGCUGGCAGGGAUUCUUGCUCCGGGGCACUUCAGCAGGGCAUAUUUUUGCCUACAUUGGGAAUAAAGAUGAGUCUCCUCUUGAAAGUCACAGUUCGAUUUGUGCAGAAACUGUGUUGACUUGUGUCAGCAGAAAGUGGGCUGCCACACAGACUUAACAUGUGCUCAUCAUGCAGUUUUUAGACUUCCUACUCUGUCCUCUUCAACCUACAUACUACAUACACUGCUACUUUUCUGUGUCAGUAUCUGGGGAGUGAAGUGCUGUUCGAUGCAUCAAGCCAGAGGCAGAGGUGUGAAGUGCAGAUCGGUGGGCUCCACUUCAAACAUUUUGCAGACCACGAUCAUGCUGCAGGAGGUCUCUGCAACACUCUGCUGCAAUGAUCUCAUUUGACAUAGCAGAGAAGAAGGUUACAGGUGGGGCGUGGUUUGCCAUCUGACUGAAUUAUCUCCUAGCAAGCUUCAGAAAACACCACAAAGACGUGUUUGGGGGCUAUUGUCGUCUGCAAGAUUAAAAAAAUGGACCAAAAGUGGAUUCAUAUUCUGGUGAUUCUGGUAUUUUGUCAAAAAAUGACUGCAGGAGAUGUUGCCAAGAAAACCAUAAAAGAGGGGGAGCCGGCUGAUAUUGAAUGUGAAGUUAUAGAAAAGGGCACUCUGAUCGUCUGGUUUCGAGUUCUGGACAAAUCUGGCAUGGAAUUCAUUGCCUCUUUCAGCAGUGCUGGCUUGAAAAAGCAGACUCAAACCAGCCCUUCCUCCGAAUUCAUUUACACAAGAAGCCAACACCAUAUUGUAACACUGAAGUCAUUCAACAGAGAUAAGGACAGUGGUCUUUACAGCUGUGCAUCUCUUUACAGGGGUACUGAAUUGAAAUUCGGCCCAGUAAUUCAGCUGGUCGGAGAAAAAGUUGAGGUUGCACCACCGAUCAUCACCACCACCACCAAACAAGAUCUAUGCACAACAGCCGCGCCAUGUGUCUGUGACAGCAAUAACAUUCAAGGGGGAAUCAGUCCUUCAGGUCCUUCCAUGUCUUGUAGUCCACUCAUACUGUGGCCACUGGUCAGUGGCUGUGGCCUUCUUCUUCUGCUUCUCAUCACAACCGCCUUGUACUGCAAUAUAAGGACAAAGAGAUGUCCACACCAUUACAAAAGAAAACCGCGGAACACGGCUCCUGGAAAACAAGUGACGGCCAACAGGCACAUUUAAUCUGAAUGCUGCCAUUUCACGGACGUUUCUUUAAACUGCAGUCAUCUUACAGCGUCGUUUCUAGUUGCAGAAAUCAUUUUUCCUCUUAUUUACAUUUUAACGACAUUUAUGCAAAAAGUUCACAUUGUUAAAAAGUGGAUUCAACAUGAAAUCCUUUCAAAGCGCUUCAUUAUCAUUUAGUUGCACACUGUGAUAGUCAGACUGUACCCUUUAAUGAAAUAAUGCGAUAUGAAAUGUCUGUUCAUCCAAAUCCCAAAUGAAUGUUGAAUAAAAAAACGCUGAAGGCCUGAGAAUAUUAGAAUUAAAUUAAGCACACUGAUUUAUGUUGGGUUUUUUUAUUGAAGAUUGUGCAGAUUUGUAUAUAAUUAUUUUUGCUUUUGUGUAAAUUUCAUUUUCAUAUAUGAGAUGUACUUUUAGAUUUUUACUUCUUGCUGUACUGUCCUUCAGUUCUUGUGAUUUCAACUUUUUACGCACCUCCGGAAUGACCAUAGAGAAAAACAUGUAAACAUAUUUAGGCUAUGUUUUACUACAUGAAGAAAAUAUGUUAAUAAAACGUUUCCAAAACUUUCAGCGAUUCUGCUGUCUGUGGAUCUAUCAUGCUAAAUGUGGGUUCAUUUUGGUGAGGAACGAAAUGCUGUUGCCACUAUUUAAAAGAAGUGCGUCAUGGCAAAUCAUUCACGUGUAACACCGUGAGUGCGAUCACACAAGAGUUUUCUGUGUCAGAGCUAAAACGUGCCAUAACCCACCCCGCCCUCAAUACUGUUUUCGUUGUCAGUUGUCAUGUAGGAUUGUGAUGGGAGCUGAAUGUAAAUGAUACAGGAAAUAUCCAUGAAUGGUGAGGACACGCUUUAAAAUCAGAGACUACUUCAGAACGUCAGAAAUCAUCGAUGUCUGCAUCCAUCCACAUUUUUACGCACUGAUAGAAAUCAGCUGCCAAAUGCCCUCACUGUAACUAAUCUAUGAAAACCAACCUGACAAAAAUCCUUCAUCAUAAUGAGCCCACGUUAAACACACAGGCUGCCAAUAGUUUAGCAGAUUAAAAGAAUAACCACAGUCGGUUGUGCGUCUUUACGCACGGUGGUACUUGGAUUAAGUGCGUGUUCAUAGCAUAUCUGCGUUCAACGUAGUCUUUAUUAUAGUGAAGAACUCGAUGUUAAGAUUAGGUUGAUUUUAUAGUUACCUAAGCUUAAUUGUCAGAGUGCAGUUUGUGCACUUUGUAGCUCGCUGCAUCCGCGUGUGAGAAUAUGUGGGUCCACAAACACGCUUCUUAAAGCAGGUGCACUUCAUGCAGGGGAGUAAGGCUGGUCUGCUGUGCUCUGUGCUGUGUACUGAACUCGUGCUUUGAGUUCUCAUAUUGUAAAACGUGGCCACUAUAUUUCUCCUUUCUCUCUAUGGGCACUCUGG